CUCCUCUUUACCUCUACAACUCACAUCAAGAUUCACAAAUAUCACAAUGGGCGACGUUAUCCCUCAGAGUAUCCCCCGGACUUCCCGAGCGUGGGCAGUCCCCGGCUCAACAAACAUCGCCCUCGCAAAAUUCCCCUCCGCAACCAAAAAGCCCUCCUCCUCAAACCCUCAAGAAAUCGCCACCUCCCUGGUAUCCGCCUUCAACACAGCCCUCAAGAACAAAGACCUCACCUCUCUCGCCCGUCUAUUCUCCGAAGAUGGUUUCUGGCGCGAUCAUCUUGCCCUAUCCUGGAACUUCCGCACCGUCCAAGGACCUUCCAACAUCCUCUCAUUCCUCAAAUCCUGCUCCGAGUCAAAGGAUGGUCUUCGCCUUACUAAGAUUGAGGUUGAUAGCUCAGCUCCCGUGAGACAGCCCCAGUUUCUGCCCAUCGAUGGGGCUGGUGAAGUCCAGGGCGUACAGUUCUUUUUCGAGAUUGAGACCGUGCGCGGUAAGGGACUGGGUCUUGCGCGGUUGAUUGAAGAGAAUGGAGAGUGGAAGAUUUUCACGUUUUAUACGAGAAUUCAGGAGUUGAAAGGUUUUGAGGAGGCGAUUAAUGAUCAUCGAUCGCGUGGUGUUGAGCAUGGUGGAAAGCCUGGGCGAAAGAACUGGGCGCAGCGACGAGAGGCUGAGGCUGACUUCGCUGAUGGUAGCGAUCCUGCUGUUUUGAUCGUUGGCGCCGGCCAAGCUGGUCUCACAGCCGCUGCUCGUCUCAAGAUGCUUGGCGUCGAAGCCCUCGCAAUCGACCAGAACGAUCGCGUAGGCGAUAACUGGCGCAAGCGAUACCACCAACUCGUCCUUCACGAUCCCGUCUGGUACGAUCACAUGCCAUACCUCCAGUUCCCUCCCCAAUGGCCCAUCUUCACACCUAAGGACAAGCUCGCUCAAUUCUUUGAAGCAUAUGCUACCCUUCUUGAGCUCAACAUCUGGAUGAAGACUUCCCUCGUUGAGACAAAGUGGGACGAUGCUAACAAGCGAUGGGAUGUCACCGUUGAGCGAACCAAAGAAGAUGGUACCAAGGAGCGACGAACUCUGCACCCUCGCCAUCUUAUCCAGGCUACUGGUCACUCUGGCAAGAAGAACAUGCCUGAUAUGAAGGGCAUUUCCGACUUCAAGGGCGAUCGUCUCUGCCACUCUUCCGAGUUCUCUGGUGCUCGUGAUAACAGCCAGGGUAAGAAGGCCAUUGUCGUUGGAUCGUGCAACUCAGGCCACGAUAUCGCUCAGGAUUUCCUCGAGAAGGGCUACGACGUCACCAUGGUUCAACGCUCCAGCACUCAUGUCGUUUCUUCUAAGGCCAUCACCGACAUUGGUCUAAAGGGCGUCUACUCCGAGGACGGUCCCCCCGUCGAUGACGCCGACCUUCUUAUCCACGGCCUUCCCAUCCCCGUGUUCAAAGCCCUCUCGGUCACAACAUGCCAGAAGCAAGCAGAUUUCGACAAGGAUAUCCUCUCCGGUCUCAACAAAGCUGGUUUCAAGACCGACGCAGGCCCCGAUGGCGCCGGCCUUUUGCUCAAGUACUUCCAGCGCGGAGGCGGUUACUACAUCGACGUCGGCGCUUCUCAGCUCAUCGCCGAUGGCAAGAUCAAGGUUAAGCACGGACAAGAGAUCGAGACUGUGUUGCCGCAUGGAUUGAGGUUUGCGGAUGGCUCGGAGCUUGAGGCUGAUGAGAUUGUCUUCGCCACGGGAUAUCAGAACAUGAGAACGCAGACAAGGGUCAUGUUUGGGGAUGCGAUUGCGGACAAGGUGAAUGAUGUUUGGGGCUUCAAUGAUGAGGGCGAGAUGAGGACUAUUUGGCAGAAGAGUGGACAUCCUGGAUUUUGGUACCAUGGUGGUAACCUGGCUAUGUGCCGCUACUACUCUAAGUUGUUGGCGCUGCAGAUCAAGGGAUUGGAAGAGGGUCUGUAUGGUUAUGACGAUAUCUGAGUCACGGUCGCAAGGGAAAUUGUUUUUAGCAUUUCAUUAUAGUCACGCAAUUGAGU
Messenger RNA from Fusarium oxysporum Fo47, 2016 nucleotides. Its product is annotated as flavin-containing monooxygenase. The transcript is spliced from 2 exons. The coding region runs from base 47 to 1960 and encodes 637 amino acids. The record is from RefSeq and is a predicted model, not a curated record. NCBI's taxonomy places the organism in Eukaryota, Fungi, Ascomycota, Sordariomycetes, Hypocreales, Nectriaceae. Gene Ontology annotation, molecular function: flavin adenine dinucleotide binding; monooxygenase activity.